Messenger RNA from Pyricularia grisea, 1305 nucleotides. RefSeq lists its product as uncharacterized. Lineage: Eukaryota; Fungi; Ascomycota; Sordariomycetes; Magnaporthales; Pyriculariaceae. The transcript is spliced from 2 exons. The record is from RefSeq and is a predicted model, not a curated record. The coding region runs from base 1 to 1080 and encodes 359 amino acids.
AUGGUCUUCACUUACAAGAAGCUGGAUCUGUCGCAAAAGGAGUUCCGGCUGCUCGAGAUCCAGCCAUCACUCGACGACAAGGCCCCAAUCGAGGCGCGUCUCACCACUGUCAAGGAGUCAUGUGAGGUCCAGUACAUUGCCAUAUCGUCUCCAUACGGCGACCCCAACGAGAAGGAGAGGAUAACAGUCAACAAUCGCCCCGUCAUCAUAACAUCACACUUGGCCUCCGCCCUGCGCAACGUCCGGGCUCUCUUCUUCCCCGUUCUUGCACAGCACUUUCAAGAUCCGCAACCAAUCAGGCGUCCCCGCGGGGCCCCACGAUGGCUGAAGCAGCUGGUUAGGGUCGGGAGCAGCAUCGCCGGCGGAGGUGCCGGCCGGAGCAGCAACAGCACCAGCAGCAAGGGCAGCAACGAAAGCGGCAGUGCCGCCGUGCUUCGGGUCUGGGUGGACAUGAUCUGCGUCAACCAAUCGUCGGACGUGGAGAAGUCGCAGCAGCACUCGACCAUCAGGCAGAUCUACCGCAACGCCGAGCUCGUCGUCGGCUGGCUCGGCGACAAGAUUGAGCAGACCGACCUGGGGCUGGGCGCCAUCGCCGAGGUCGACGAAAUCAUGCCGGAGCGCUGGGGCGAGCCAGGCGACCAGGAGGAGAACCCCGAAGACUACGCGCCGACUCACCGCUGGGCCAAGGCCGCCAUGAAGGAGUGGCUCGCCGAUGUGGAAGGCCUACCGCCCAACCAGGGGCCUGCGUGGGUCGGAGCUACCGAUAUACUCUUGCGGCCCUACUUUCAGCGGCGAUGGCUGCUGGAGGAACUUGCCGAGGCAAGAUAUCCAGCAUUUUUGAUUGGCGACGUCAUCUUGCCGUGGAAGCAGGUGCUGCGGGUGUUUAGAUUUAUUGAAGAAUUCAAGUAUCAAGAAUCCGAAAUUUUCCCCAAGGAACUACAAGAUCACAUGGCUCUCCUGCCGCUUGAGUCGACGCAAAAGCUUAUGGACGAGUUCUCACGAAAACAGGCCAGAGAGGAAGCCAAGAUCUUGGCAGUGGCUUCCAGUAGGGCUACAACGUCAAGUGCGUCAACGAAAUAAAGUGGAUGUUUAUUCUGUAGAUAUCGGGUGGCGGCAUUGUUUCCAGACAAUCCAUUGUUUACGCGGCAGCAUGACUGAAGGCUUCGGCUUUGAUUUGGUGGUCGAUGAGGGUUGUUGGGAUCCAUUGUUUCAUUUGUUUCUAAUUGCAUCUUAUAUAUAUACCCGAGCUCAAUAUUGACAUCCUUUUCCUUUCAUUUUUUUUUUUUUUCUUUUUUUUUUUUUUUC